This is a messenger RNA of Saccharomyces paradoxus, 1845 nucleotides long. It is a transcript of the gene GAA1, whose product is annotated as GPI-anchor transamidase subunit GAA1. The transcript has a single exon. Gene Ontology annotation, cellular component: GPI-anchor transamidase complex; membrane. Lineage: Eukaryota; Fungi; Ascomycota; Saccharomycetes; Saccharomycetales; Saccharomycetaceae. The coding region runs from base 1 to 1845 and encodes 614 amino acids. Gene Ontology annotation, biological process: attachment of GPI anchor to protein. The record is from RefSeq and is a predicted model, not a curated record.
AUGGCCUUAUUGGAGAAGUUGCAUCGAAAGAUUGUUGAUAUGGGGCUUGUCCCGCGUAUAAUCGCCUUAUUGCCAGUUAUUUCCAUGCUAUGCGCCCUCUUUGGGUUCAUUUCUAUCGCUAUUCUGCCUAUGGAUGGACAGUACAGAAGAACGUACAUUUCUGAGAAUGCAUUAAUGCCUUCACAAGCGUACAGUUACUUUAGAGAAUCCGAAUGGAACAUUUUGAGGGGCUAUCGCUCUCAAAUUAAAGAAAUGGUAAACAUGACUUCUAUGGAGAGAAACAAUUUGAUGGGUUCCUGGUUGCAAGAAUUCGGUACCAAGACUGCUAUCUAUGAAAAUGAACAAUAUGGAGAAACUUUGUACGGUGUAAUGCACGCUCCCAGGGGUGAUGGGACAGAAGCGAUGGUGCUUGCUGUUCCAUGGUUCAAUUCAGAUGAUGAAUUCAAUGUUGGUGGCGCAGCUUUGGGGGUGUCCUUAGCCAGAUUUUUCUCACGUUGGCCAGUAUGGUCUAAGAAUAUAAUCGUUGUGUUUAGCGAAAACCCCCGUGCAGCUUUAAGAUCAUGGGUUGAGGCAUACCAUACUUCUCUAGAUUUAACUGGUGGUUCCAUUGAAGCUGCCGUGGUGGUGGAUUAUUCAAGUACAGAAGACUUCUUUGAGUAUGUGGAAAUUUCCUACGAUGGUUUAAAUGGUGAGCUGCCCAAUUUAGAUCUUGUCAACAUUGCUAUAUCCAUUACAGAACAUGAAGGUAUGAAAGUUUCUUUGCACGGUCUACCCCAUGAUCAGUUGACUAAUAAUAAUUUCUGGUCGAGAUUGAAGAUACUAUGCCUAGGAAUAAGGGAUUGGGCGUUAUCGGGUGUUAAGAAUCCUCAUGGUAACGAGGCAUUCAGCGGUUGGAGAAUUCAAUCUGUAACCUUGAAAGCACACGGAAACAGCGGUCAUGAUAUUACUACAUUUGGACGUAUACCGGAGGCAAUGUUUCGUUCCAUUAAUAAUCUUUUGGAGAAAUUCCACCAAUCGUUUUUCUUUUAUCUGUUAUUAGCACCACGCCAGUUCGUAUCCAUUAGUAGUUAUUUACCAAGUGCUGUGGCUUUAUCAGUAGCAUUCGCUGUAAGUUCAUUAAAUGCAUUUAUAAACAAUUCCUAUGCAAGUAUAUCCUUAUUUUCCGAGUAUAAUUUGGUGGCGUUGUUGGUUUGGUUCGUAUCGUUGGUUAUAUCAUUUAUUGUUUCACAAGCGUUUCUUUUAAUACCUUCAUCAGGAUUAUUGAUGAUAAUUAGCAUGGCAUCUUGCUUCCUACCUUUAAUAUUCUCCAAAAAAGUUCACAUAUCAGAACCACUAUCAUAUAGAUUGAAAAAUGUUGCAUUUUUAUAUUUCAGUUUGGUUUCAACAUCUCUGCUGAUGAUAAACUUUGCCAUGGCUUUACUGAUCGGCACAUUGGCAUUUCCUAUGACAUUUGUGAAGACUACUGUUGAAAGUUCUAGCGAACACGAAGUGGCAGCUCAGCUCUCUAUCCCAAUAAAAACUGAGCCUAAGGAUGAGAUAGAGCUCAUCGAUAGUCAUGAAGAUACAAUGCCGGCAAAGCCUCAACAACAAAGACAAAAACUAAAGAACUUACUACUAUUGCUGUUAACAAACCCAUUUAUUUCAAUAACCCUAUUCGGACUUUUUUUUGAUGAUGAAUUCAACGGAUUUGAUGUAAUAAACAAAUUAGUUUCAGCAUGGUUAGACUUGAAAUGUUGGAGUUGGUUUGUCCUUUGUAUAGGUUGGCUGCCAUGUUGGCUAUUGAUAUUAGCGUCAUCUUUUGAUUCUAAACCUGUUGUAGUAAAGUCAAAAGAAAAGCAAAGUUAG